Schistocerca nitens (vagrant locust) is the source of this 797-nucleotide messenger RNA. RefSeq lists its product as uncharacterized. The coding region runs from base 106 to 444 and encodes 112 amino acids. The transcript has 4 exons. NCBI's taxonomy places the organism in Eukaryota, Metazoa, Arthropoda, Insecta, Orthoptera, Acrididae. The record is from RefSeq and is a predicted model, not a curated record.
GAAGGGAGAAACCCUUGAGACUACGCUGGAAUCUACAAGGAGUCCGUCUGCGCUGUCAAGAGGAAUCCACAGCAACUUCCAAGUCAGAAAACCGGUGUUGCAGACAUGGUAGUUCUAAAGCAGUGUUGCUGCGGCUGCUCGCUCAGAGCUGGGGCCAUCAUCAUUGCCAUCUUCUUUGUGGAAAAGGCUGGCAUACUUCUUCCAUGGGUGGUUGUACAAACCCUGCUACUCAUAGCAGUGACUGCAAUGGGCAUUGUCUCAUGUAUUAAAGCUUUUGCGGUUAUCGAAUCAACUAUCGCCGGCAUUAUUACAGUUGUUUGGGUCGUCCUCUACUUUCUGCUCAGCGUGUACUCCCUGGUGGUCGUGUACAGCUACUACCGAGAUCUCCGUGAUAACCCACGUCCUGUCAGGCUGAUUGAGGAGAUCGAGGAUGCAGAAAUGUGAAGGAAGGUCAAUGCAGUUGAGUGUUUGCGUCACCAUUACCUGCAGAUUCAGAUUUCUUCUAGCGCAUAUAGCUAUGAAUGUCGAAGGAAUCAAAGUAAUCAGCUGUCACUUUUGGUUUGGCAGUGCAUAUACAAACCAUGUACAACAUCUAUCAGGAACAGUGUCUACAUUUUAGGAGCGAUAUACUAAUGAUUCCACUUGCUGUUUCACUUUUCACAAACAGAGAAUGUCAUAAAUAAUUUCAGAGACCAUUUAUGUGUACAAGAAUUCGUUUCACACUAUUCUCAAGAGAAUUUUGUAUAUGUCACCCUCAAUUGCUACAUCUAACAAAGCACAGUAUCUGCUACACAAUU